GCCAGUCUCGUUCGAGCGCUCGCCGCGUGCGGACGUGCUUUCGCUCCGUUCGUCUUGUUGAUCGAUUAAAAAUAUUUGUUCACGUGUAAAUUGAUUUCUACGCAGUUGUGGUGUAGUGAUAUUAUUUAUAAAGGCGAGAGUGCAUUGUUUUGUUUACUUGUGCAGUGCCAAGGAAAAAAUUAAAAAAAAAAAACAUGAUCGAGCCGAUGAAUGCUUCGGCGGUGGAUGAACUCGAAUCAUGGGUGGAGCUGAACUCUGGCGGCGUGUUGGGCGGGGCGGAGAAUGAGUACAUCCGACUGCUGCGGGAGGCGCAGCGAGAGAGCAGGGACUCCUCCGUGAGGCACUCCCGCGCGUCCAGCAUCAAGGGCAGUCCAAAAUCCCCACCAAAUAGUCCAAACCUGGAGCCGUCCACUGAAGAUGAACUGAAGGGUGUCUACAUCAACUGCUGGAGGGACGACUCGAACGACUGGGUGUGGGAAUGGAGCAGCAGGCCCGACCAGCUGCCACCCAAGGACUGGCGUUUCAAACACCCCCAGAGCGCUAGGGGCCCGCCCUCCGCCACCUCCUCCAUCGAAGUGUUGGAGCAACUAGCGCCUGCCAUGCAGCAGAGCCACUGUCUGUCCGUGCGCCGCAGCUGCUUGUUCAGUCGCGGGGCCAUCGCCGCGGUGCUGGUCACCAACAUCGUGUCGCUGCUGCUGGGCGCUGGCAUCGGAGUGUGGCUAAGUAAGAAAGGUAUGCUACCGCCCAGACUCAUCAUCUUGAACUAGUGUGAAGACUGAGAUGGAUCUUAGGAUAGUGGGCGUUUACCUUUACAUUGCCAUAGAGUUAACAAAGUUCCUGUUUUUUGCAUUUUUACACGCUUUUAUUCCAUUUUCAAAUAUUAUAAGCAUUAUUUUAUCCCAUUUUUUUAGUUAGUACAUUUCGUAGAUUGUCUAUCUUAAUUUUUAUUAUUAUGUUUGUAUCUGGAAAGUUCUACUAAUUAGUUAUUUUUUUUAUUUUCAAUAGUUUUGUAAAAUUAGAGACCCUUUGCUGUCUUUUUACUUGAAAAAAAAAAAACAAACAUAUGUGUUACUUCUAUACUUUUGUAACUCUAUGGCAAUGAAGGUGAUCGCUAAUAAUACGUGUCGAGUUGAGUCCAAAAGAAUGGGAAUGUUGUUACAAUAUUGCAAUGAAAAAGCCGUUUUUUUUCUCUUUUGCUUGUUUUAAUUUUUUAUUGUUAAAAUGAAAAACUAUUUCAAAAGUUUUUGGUCAGAAAAUAAUAUUUUUUUACGUUGGCACCAUUGAUGUUGCGGUAUAAGCAAAGAUUUUUGUCGUAGAUUAGGCAUUUAUUGUAAAAAUUAUGAUUUUAAUGCAUGAAAUCUUCGAUUUUUACAAUACUAUUAGAUUUUUUGCCUUGGGUAAUCAGUAGAAAAGGAAAUUAUACAUACACAAAGUGCUUUUAAAAUAUGUCUGUCAUUAAAUAUGUUGCUAAAAAAUAGUAUCUACGAUUAAAAUCUUUGUAGCAAAGUGGUUGAAUAGACAUUGCAGAACUAAUAUAACAUUAUUAUAUUAUAAAUAUCAAAUUAUAAUUAUAUCAUUGUCGUAAAAAAUGAUUCAUUAAUAAAAAAAAGUUGCAAAAAAAAUCAUGAAAAAAAAAAUUGCAAUAGAAUAUCACUUUUGACCAGUGCAACUAAAUGCAAUGUCUAUUCUAAAAUCGUUGUAUACUCUAUGGAUGGAGCUCGAAUUUUUGGGAAGAUUUAAAAUAUUUUUUUGUUGAAUAAAAAAAUGUAAUGUUUUUGACUGAAGUACCAUAAAGCCAUAAUAUUCUUUUUUUUUGUAUUUCGACUUUGUGUGGAUAAGAAUUGCGAAUUUAAUUUCUACCAAAAGACGGUAGAAAUUUGGGCAUUGUAGUAGAAUUCGGUAGAUUUCAUUUGCUUAGCUCGUAAUGUGAUAAGAAUUAUUUAUAGAUUAAAAAAACUUAUUGUGUAGUUUUUAGAGCUAUAGCACAUUAUAGCCACCCGGCAUCCGUCUAGCACCACCUUUGACAAUGUUUUUUUUUUUUUAGUAAAUGGGAGGUAUAAAAAUAUCCGCCGUAGAUAGGAGAUUCACAGGACCGAUGAAAGUCUCAAACGCUAACAAAGGAACAUUAUCAUUGGCAUAUCAUCAAAUAUAUUGAUUUUGAUUUAAUAUAUUAUUAUCUAAGUGUAAUAUAUCUUCUACUUCUCUUUUUAUGUGUACACCCGUCUUUAUGCAUUAUUCCUUGUAUUUAUUUUCUCUUUUUUCGAUUGGUUGUCUGGAAGAGAUCGCUCAUUAGCGAUAAGGCCGCCAAUUGUACAUUAGUUUUUAAGUUAAUUUCUUGUCUGUUAUUAUUAUUUUUGGUGUACAAUAAAGUAUAUUUCAUUUCAUUCAUUCAUUCAUUGGCUAUAUGGAUAUAUUAGUGGACGCCCCCGACUUCGUCCGCCCUUAUUUUUAUUUAUUUAUUUAUGAUAGCCUGGUUAUUUAUUUAUUACUGUUAUUAUAUAUGCAUAUAUAUAUAUAUAUAUAUAUAUAUAUAUAUAUAUCCAUCUACAUAAUGGUCUUCCUUUUCUUCUCUUGUUAUAUCUUGGGCACCAAGCAUUAAUUUCUGUAGACCACCUGUUGUCCUUCCUUCGCAUUAUAUGUCCUGCCCAAUUCCAUUUAUUUUUCAUGGCCAUGGUUAUUGCGUCUUUUGUUUGAAGUUUCCUUUUGAUUUCUUCUUUUGUAUAUUUAUCUAAAAGACGAAUAUUUAAUAUUGCUCUUUCCAUUUUCGUCCGCCCUUAGACCUCUUUAAUUCGGCCCUAUCGCAAACUCCGUUCUUAACGGAUAACUUGCUAACUAUAGAACUACCUCCCUGUCAAAUAUCAGCUUUAACCGUCAAGCUGUUUUUGAGUAUUCGCGUUGAAUGACCUUUCGUAUUUAUUUAAUAAGAUGGAGGCGACGCGAUGCAGUUCGGUUGCAGUGUGGCUCUAAUGAGUUGUGACUUUACGUGUUUUUUGGUAGAAAUUAAAUGACUGUAUCGACAUUUCAGACUGUUGUCGCUUCGGCAUGUGUCGUGUAGUAAAAGUGAUAAAAAAUUUUCAAAAAAAAAAAUAUCAAUUGUAUUUUAAAAUAAUUAUUACCUAGUAAUAUUUUGUAUUUUCUUACUAUAAAAAUACUUUUCAUGCUAUGUGUAUUGUUUUUAUUGAUUCUGUUUGUUAUUGGUAUAAACAACCUAGAGCUAGACAAUUAGAAAAAAAUCCACUAUAUAAAUAUACUCAGAGGCACAAUUUAUCUGCCCACUUUACUAUAGGUACUUGCGUCAUAUUUAAGUGGGCGGAUAAUUAUGCCUCUAAGUAUAUACAUAUAUAUAAAAUAAAAAGCAUUAAUAUAUCAUCAAAUUAUAGAAUAUCCGAAUUAGAUCCAACUUCACCCAUCUAUAAUGUUUAAUGUUUUAAUUUUUUUUUAAUAUAUUGUGAAUAGGUUGACUAAACAUUCUUCGCUUGGCAUUGAUAUUAAAAUACUUUAAAUGCAUUAGACACAUGGGUGAAGGUCUUUUCAAUUUAAAAAAAAAACCGCCUUGCAGGUACCAUAGGCAAUAACAAAGAGUAUCAGGAAAAAUUAUUACAUUUCUUAUUAUAAUAAAAAGCUCCUAGUCUUAAGUGAUUCGAAGAUACAGUUAAGUUCAUGUUUUUAAUAUUUAAAUGAAAAAGGUUUUAGAAGAAAAUAUAUUACAGACUUCAUAUAGAGUACUUGCAAAUAUUAUUUUCUUUUGUUAUGUAUUAAAUUCUACAAUAAUCAUAUUUUUACACAAAAAUACAAAGUUAAUUUUCAUUUAUUUUCUAUUAAUUGUAAAAAUAAUUGACAUUAAAACAUCAAUGUGGCAGUAGAAGGAAACUUGUAAACCUGCCCUCCGAGAUUCACCAUAGACAACACAAUUUUUUUUUUUCAAGAAAAAAUCUUUAUAAUUUUGUUUUAUAAUUUCUUCUAGAACAUUGUAGUAUAGUAUAAUAUAUAUUUAUUUACGUUUAAGCGGAUUUUAGAAAGUGAAAUAAUAAUCUAAAUAAAACAUAAUAUUUAUAAACAUACGGUUAACAUAAUAACUAAUUUUAUAUUUAUUAUAAAGCCGCGUACAGACUGGUUAAUGUAUUGUCUCUGAAAAAAAAAUAUCAUUCUGAAAUUAGGAAUUUUUAAUUAUGCAUAAAUAUAAUUUAUCUAAUAAUGGUAGAAACAUUCUAUGAAGUUUUCACUUGAUAACUGUUUUCCUUUGUUAAAGGCCCUACUCACACAUCUGCCGCAGGGGCAAUCUAGGGUGUAGGAGUGGGGAUGACCCUUAAUUGCAUCCUUAAUUGUGAUGUGUGUAGGCAUGCCGGGGCAAUUUGGGAGGAUGGCCCUGCGGCAGGGCGGCAGGGGCGCGAGACUAUCCUUGAUCCCUAAGUCGUCCCUGCCGUCGGUGCGUGUGUAGCGCGAUUGGGGCAAUUUCUCAGUCAGUUUGCCAGCAGCUGUCACACGGAGUGCACGUACAAACAGCGUAGAAUCAAAUGUGUACUUUUAUAAUAUUCAUGUGGCAUAACUCACUUCUUUUCUGUAGCCAUUUCUUCACCCAGUAUCUUCUUUUCCUUUUUUUUGAGGUAGCACCACAGAAAGCGCCAAGGCUACUCCAAUCUUUUGAGUGGUCGAUAAUAUGGGUGCCAUUCUCAAUACGUGUGCUCAGCUCGGCUUAUUCUGGAACACUGCACGGCAGGCAAGUGUGUAGAGAUACUCCCGAUAUCGCCACAACCGCCGUGCACCCUAGAUUGCCCCUGCGGCAGAUGUGUGAGUAGGACCCUUUACUUUAUUUUCUUUUAACUAGUCAUAAAAGCUAAGUGGCUUUUAUGACUAUACUUUUAUACUUCUGUCUGUAUCUGUAGUAACUAUGACUUGUAUUUGUAGUUUUACUGAGAUUUGGUUUUUAUUGCAUAAUUAGGUUCAAGAUUUUAAAAUUAUUUUUAAAGUGAAACUUUUUUAUGGCCAAGGUCGCAUAGUUUCAUUUGCAAAGAAAAUAAAAAAAAACACAGUCUUUAUGCGGUAUAACAAAAACAAAUACAUAUUAAUUAUAUUAUAUGUAUAUUAGUUAAAGUUGUAUAUGUUAAAUUGGAUUCCUCCAGAUAAUGCUAUUUAGUGCGUGCACUGUAUAAUAAAAAAAAAAUAUCAAUAUGAAAA
Molecule: messenger RNA, 5175 nt
Organism: Bicyclus anynana (squinting bush brown)
Lineage: Eukaryota; Metazoa; Arthropoda; Insecta; Lepidoptera; Nymphalidae
Gene: BNIP3
Product: BCL2/adenovirus E1B 19 kDa protein-interacting protein 3
Exons: 7
Coding region: 195-767 (190 amino acids)
Biological process (GO): positive regulation of apoptotic process; mitochondrial outer membrane permeabilization
Cellular component (GO): nucleus; mitochondrial outer membrane; mitochondrial envelope
Source: RefSeq, a predicted model, not a curated record